Entrophospora candida is the source of this 1495-nucleotide messenger RNA. NCBI's taxonomy places the organism in Eukaryota, Fungi, Glomeromycota, Glomeromycetes, Entrophosporales, Entrophosporaceae. The record is from the annotation of a GenBank genome assembly.
UAAUUUUGAAUGGACAAAUGAUGAUGAUUUUUUGAAUGACAAUUAUCAAAAUAAUAUAGAUACAACUACUAUUUCAUCCAAUAGUUUCAAUAAUGCUAAUUCACAUUCUUGUCCAAUUUCAACUAGCUCAAAUAAUAGUAAAAUCAUUCAAAAAAGAUCUGUUCAUAUUGUUAGUUGGACACAUAAGUAUUUUGAAAAGAACAAUAAUAAUAGAACAUGUAGGAUUUGUAAAAAAAUUUAUUCAUUAACUACCAAUACCAACAAACUUUCUGCACAUCUAAGAGAUGUUCAUGAUUUAUCUAAAAAUGGUUUGAAAAAACCAAAUGAACCACAAUCAAGUAAACAACAAUUGAGUUUAGAUGAGUGUAUUAGAAAUAAUAUACAGCCAUUAUAUAAAAUUUCACAAAAUGAUAUAAAUGAUCAUCUGACUAACUGGAUUGUGAACAAAAUGUUACCUUUUUCAGUAGUUAAAAGUGAAAAUUUUAAAAAACUAUGUUAUAAAUUAAACAAAAAAUACAAAGUUCCUUCAAUUUCAGCUGUAAAAUCAAAAAUAUUAGAUAAUGUAAAAAAUGUAGAAUGUCAGCUAAAACUUUUAUUGGAAAAGACUUCAAUUUCUUUAAGCUUCACCACUGAUGAAUGGACACAAUUCCACAUACCUUUUAUUGGCAUAACAAUACACUGGUUAGAUGAAAACUAUAAAUUAAAAGAAGCAUUAUUAACAAUUGAAGCAUUUUCAUAUCCUCAUACUGGUAAUAACAUUGCUUCUAAACUUAAUGAAGUUUUUAACAAGUGGGAUUUACAGGAUAAGAUUUUAGCUGCUAUGAGUUUGCUUACAGAUAUUAUACAUAUAAUAUAUGGUGCUCAUACUAUUCAACUUGCUGUUAAAAAGGGACUUAGUCGUAUUGAAGAUACUUUACUUGAGAGGGCUUUAAAACUUAACAAAUGGUUGUUAAAUCGUGACAAACACCAUGAACGUUUACAUAAAAUGCAAAAGGAAAUUUUACAACAAAAUAUAAGCAAUCCUUUAUCACUAAAUCACGAAAAUUCAGAUUCAGAAACAGAUUUGGAUCUAGAUAUCAAUUCAGAAAAUGAAUCUCAUUUUUCGGAAUUUUCAGCAUUUAAUAAUAAUAAUACACAAGCGUUAAAUCCUAUUAGAAAUGUUGUCACCAGAUGGAACAACACUUAUUUUGUUCUUGAACGAUUGGAAAAGUUACAUGAAUCAAUUGAAUUGUUGAUUAGAAAUUUAAAAAAUGAUAACAAUAGAGAUUAUAGGAAUGAUGGUAGAGACUUGGAAGAGCUUUUUUUGACAGCUAAUGAAUGGAUAGGUAUUAAGGAAUUGGUGAGAGUUCUAAAACCAUUUGUUGAUGCUACUAAAAUAAUAAGUGAUCAAAUUAAUUAUCGAUGGUGUGAUCCUGGCAUCACUGCACUAACAGCGACAUUUUUAGAUCCAAGAUUUAAAGACUUGGACUUUUUAAACAAUGAUAAAAAAAACAAG